Suillus paluster is the source of this 3651-nucleotide messenger RNA. RefSeq lists its product as uncharacterized. NCBI's taxonomy places the organism in Eukaryota, Fungi, Basidiomycota, Agaricomycetes, Boletales, Suillaceae. The record is from RefSeq and is a predicted model, not a curated record. Bases 1 to 3651 code for a protein of 1216 amino acids. The transcript is spliced from 21 exons.
AUGGCGACUGACUUUGUAAAAGGCAACCUCAGGCAGCUGCCUUUGAGCACUUGCAGCUGCAGUCUGCAAGGGCCCAAAGGUCAACAUACAAUGAAGUCACCAAUGGUGGGACAAAUAGCGGAGAAUCUUAGUCUUUCACCACCAGGUAAUCUCUCAAUUGCUUGUAGCGUGAUAAGGUGUGUUUGUGUCUAUUUGGUUUUCAACCAAAACAAUUACAACAGUGCUUCACCACCAGUGUUACAAGGUUACAAGAAACCCUUUCCCUCUCCCACCACUGCAACAAUGACCCGCACCAAAAUGACAGCAAGGAAGUCUAAUGGUGGUACAGCACCACAUGUUACUCUGGUUCUACUGUCCACAGAUCCUGGCCGGCCUGAUCAGACUGAGGCGUCAAGCAACAUGAAGUUCUGUAUCGUCUGUCGCGACAGAACUGUCGACGAGGACUUGCUGUACAUGUGUAACAGCUGCCCCCGUGUUAUGUGUGGCAACUGUAUAGCCAUACCUGAGGAACACCUCCAGGACGUCUUGAGCCCUGAGGUCACUUUCAAGUGCAUCUCCUGCCAUAUUGGCACACAAGACCACGGUCGCGCCUACUCUCCGUACUUUGGUUUCUACUUGGGGGACAAACCACUCUUCAAGACGUUUCUUCUCAUCCAUGCAAGACUGGAGCUUUCUUCCUGUUCUCAGAUCUCAUCUGAUCCCGUCCUCUUUGUCCACCUCAAGCUGGUCAAUUAUGAUACUGCUGGCAGCUCUUUCGACCUCACGUACCGCUUCAUCAAGCCGUAUUUUCCCAGCGGUGGGAUUGAGCUUCGCGAGGUUAUUUUUGAUGUUGGCACUAGUGCCAAGAUUACUGAAUACCAUUCCGCGUGUCGUACCCUCAUACAUCUUCUCAAACAGGGCAAUUGGAAGCACGUUGUCAUUGGUGUGUCCAACCACACUGAUAAUGACCUUGGGGACCCAUUUGCUGGUUAUGAUAGUGCAGGGUCCUAUAUUGCUGCCCGAGUGGACAAUCCUUGGCAACCACUGAUCGAUCUUGCAGAGGAGUCCUUCCUCUGGAUGUUUGUAUGUGGGUCGCUUGUCAACAACCCUGAGUCCUACAAGGCUUUCCAGAACUCUGUUGUUGUUCACAAUAUAUCUGCCGCUGUUGCCUUCAGUGCCCCUCGGUUUCAACCCAGCUUUACUUGUCAUCUCCUCCUCGCUUUCACUGAACUUGUCCUGAUUGAACACUUUUCGAUCACCGAGGCUUUCCCAGAGAUGUUGGGCCAGUCAUAUAAGCUGGGCCGCCACAGUGACAUUUUCUUAUUUGUCACUGAUGAGCCUGAGUACCACCCUAUCAAGGUGUCCAGGAAGUCUUUCUCAUUUUGUCUGCCAGAGGGGGCAAAGAUUCUCAAUCCAGCCAAGAAGGGUAACAUCAGCUGGAUUGAGGUCCCUAUGGAUGUUCUGAUGUCCUUGGCCAUCCAGGGUGUACAGUAUGCAUCAUGCUUUAUGAUAAUGUCACAUAAUCGUGUUGAUAUUCACAUGGUAUUUAGUGACAUUCUUUUGCAGCACAAAGAUGAUUUUGUGGCUGCAAAGUGGGAUCUCCCUGAAUGUGCUCGACUUCUCAAAGAGGCUAUACGUGUCUACUACCUUCGUUUCCUCAAGGAUGACGAUGAUAUAGCUGCUGAGGAAGGAAUAAUCGCACCGGGUUCCAGUACAGCAAAUGCAUCUGCUGUGGAUGCAAGGUUGGUGAGGGAGAGGGAGGAGGAUUUAAAGCCCCUUGAUGCUGGAUUUUACAAGAGGAACCUGGGGGGUUAUGAUGUCGCCCUCAAGAUUUUCAAACAGGAGAUUGUCAAAUAUGACAAGAACAAUCGGGAUACCUUGAAUCCAAAGACAAUAGGAGACAGGACCAGGCUCUCUCACAAAUGGUAUGAUGAUCUUUCUGACGAAACAAAGGAUGAGCUGGAGGGGGUCGCAUCAAAAUGGAACAAGGAGGGUGCACCUCAGAUUGUUAAGGAUCGCUAUCGAUCUCAAAAUCAAAAGAGGAUUGUUGAAGAUUUCAUCACUAUGGUCGGCCGAACAAUGGGCCUACAUCUUAUUAUUGUAGCUGGUCAUGAUCAAGGUGAUGGUAAGGCUCCUGGGACUACAAUCUGGGGGACGACUCCUUGGACAGCUUCAGCAAAGUUUACUGAGCAUUCAAAGAAGAAUAGAAAUUGGGCAGCCGAUACGCAAGACCUUCUAGCUGACUGGUUGACUAAUGAGGAGUAUGCGAGUGAUAUUGAUGGAUCAGACGAGGAUAGUAGAGAAAAGAAGUCAGAGAACGAUAUGAUCACCGUGGAUGUAGAUGAUGAAGGCUAUCCUUUGCUGCCCCCUGACUUUCUCAAGGUCAACCUUAGGCGUCAGCAGGGUCUUAUCAGGGCAAUAUUUCAAAAGUCAUACGCUGUAAUUACCAAUAAUCCUCACGUACCCGUCCCAUGGAAAACUAUCACCGAUAGACCUCAUGACUUCCUCGACAUGGACUGUAUCCCUGGUGAUAUGAUCUUGAGGGACCCCUCUCACCUUGUCAAAGAAUCUAUCACCCUGCUUCAUUUGCAUUGGAAGUUCCAUACCAACCAUGGGCUACCCUUAGUCACCUUUGUCGGCUACAAGGAGGAACAUUUUUACGAUUCACUGGCUAAUAAGGGUAAAACAUCUCGUAAACCCACCAAAAAGCGACCAUAUGUGGAGAUUGACUCAGAUGAAGAUGAGCCUAUUCAAAAGGAUGCCUCCUCCUGCUCUGAGGAUGAAAAGAGCAAAGGACCUUCUACGUCAAAGGGCAAGGAACCUUCCAUCUCAAAAGGAAAGCAACCUUUGAAGGCGACACAACCUUUGCCUUCUAAGGCAAGUCCUGCAUUCCAUGCAGGUAUUGACCAAAUCUCUUUCCUAUGGUCUCUCUCCUCCCACCCCACUUUUCAAGCUCUGGAACCAUCAGACUAUAUUGCCCUGAAACAAAACCUUCCCCAAUGGGCGUCUUGGAGGUGGGCAGAAGGGUACUUGCCUUCAGAGGUCCACUUAGAAGACGAAGCCUUCCUUGAGACUCUCCAGUCAUUUAAAGACUAUAAGUUUAUGGCCUCCUCGAGUGGUAUCCUGGUAGCCCUAGGUCUAGGACUUCUACUUCGAGAGUGCAAUCGUGCUCAGGAGUAUGAAGCUGACGAGGCAGGUGAUGAUGUUCCUGUCUAUUUGGGUCAGCCUCACCUUGGAAUUGAUGUCAGUGAAGAAGUCAACAAUGUGACCACAAUCAUCCUUGGUAAUGUGAGAAGGAGUCUCACCAUCCUGACAAAGGUGAAAGAGAGCACUGCAGCUAGGGAAGCAAGGAGAUCAAAGGAGAUUGAUGGGGCGAAAAAGAAGCAGGAUAAGGAGAAGCAUAAGGAUGAGGAGACAAGGAAGAAGGAGGAGGCGAAGAAGGAGGAGAUGAGGAAGAAGGAGGAGAUGAGGAAGAAGGAGGAGGCAAAGAAGGAGGAAGAGGCGAGCAAGAAGAGGAAAAAGGGUGGAGGAAAAGCUCAGAAUAAAGGCAAGCCUGACUUGCUCGAGGACUCUGAUUCAGAUGAGCCUAAGCUGCCUAAGAAAAAAGCCAAAUCAUCUCCAGUUGCUGCUCGUCACUCUAGCCAAGUCAAAACAAUAAAGUCAAGGAAGUAG